GUUUCCUUAAAGGAGGUUCUUAAACAACUAGAAGAACAGAAGAAAAGUCUCCAGAAUCAGCUAAAAGACUAUGAACUUAGACUGGAACAAGAAACAAAGGCUUACCACAAAGCUAAUGAUGAGCGGCGCAUGUGCCUUUCAGAGAUCUUACAGGCCUCAACUACACUUAAAAUUGUUAAAAGGCAAAGACCAGAUGCUCUGACAGGCAAGGGAGAAAACCAGAAUCUGAGAGGGAGAUACAGUGUUCCAGGAAACCCGAAGAUGGUUAAUCCCCAGAAAGGAUUAAUUAAAAAGACUAUAGGAGUGAAGCAGCUUCCGAAACUAAAGCAUUGA
Molecule: messenger RNA, 333 nt
Organism: Antrostomus carolinensis (chuck-will's-widow)
Lineage: Eukaryota; Metazoa; Chordata; Aves; Caprimulgiformes; Caprimulgidae
Gene: CCDC169
Product: coiled-coil domain containing 169
Exons: 4
Source: RefSeq, a predicted model, not a curated record